CCCUUCCUCCUCCCUGUCAUGACCUGUCAUAACAUUCCUACAGUUUCAUCAUAGACACGCUCUAAAACAGUUUAAAAUUUGUUAUGAUUCACUGAAAGUACAUCCAAGAAGGUUGAAGGAGGUUGAAGUCUACAAAAACGUGAAAUAUGGAUCGAGGAGUGUCGGUAACGGAGCAGAGGCUGGCUGAAAAGUUGACGAUCUUGAAUGAUCGUGGAAUUGGGAUGCUCACCCGCAUUUACAACAUCAAGAAAGCAUGUUCUGAUUCCAAAUCAAGGCCAGGCUUUUUGACAGAUAAAGCACUGGAUCCAGCAAUCAAGGCCAUUGUUAAAAAAUUUCCUGCAACAGACACCAAGAGUCUUUCACUUCAACCAGUUCACAGCAUCCAGAAUGAGGUUAUCAAGGGCCUGUCAAAUUAUUAUUAUACAUUUGUGGAUGUUAUGGAAUUCAGAGACAACACCAGUGAGCUUCUAACAGAGAUUGAUGCCAGUUUUGUUCAUUUUGACAUUAUGUUAAACUAUGACUUGACUAAGGCUUAUUUGGAUGUGAUUGUUACGUACGCGGCGCUUAUGAUGCUGGUCGCUCGAGUGGAUGAUCGUAAAGCUGUCCUGGGUCUAUUUAAUCAUGCCUAUGAGAUGAAGAAUGGCAGAGGAGAAGACUCCUUUCCACGACUGGGUUCUAUGAUCAUUGAAUAUGAAAACCCAUUGAAAAAGAUUGCGGAGCAGUUUGUUCCACAUCAACAGAGAGUAUCAACUGCACUCCAUUCAGUUCAUGAGAUCUAUAAGAGAAGAAACACUCCUGGAGAACAGUGGCGUCAGACACAGAUUGUUAGUAUCAUCAGUGCUCCAUUACAGAUGCUUAAUCCAGUCACCAGUGAUGUACCUCCUGUGGAGUACCUUUCACUGGACAGAAUGCAGAAGUGGAUCUUGUGUAAGUGUUCUCAAGAAUGGUUUUAUUUCAUCAAGGAACUUGAUUU
This is a messenger RNA of Stylophora pistillata, 973 nucleotides long. RefSeq names its product nck-associated protein 1 homolog. The record is from RefSeq and is a predicted model, not a curated record. NCBI's taxonomy places the organism in Eukaryota, Metazoa, Cnidaria, Anthozoa, Scleractinia, Pocilloporidae. Gene Ontology annotation, cellular component: SCAR complex. Gene Ontology annotation, biological process: cortical actin cytoskeleton organization; cell migration; cell projection assembly.